AUGAUCUUCCCCCACUCACUACCCCGAACCCCCCCCUCUCCAACACACCUCCACAGGGACUUCUCAUACAACUACCUCACGGGCUUCCUGCCAUCCACCAUCACCAAGAUCAAGUCCCGCAGUAUCCAAAACAACUCCCUCGUGGGCUCGCUGCCGUCCUCCACUUGGACCGCAUGCACCUGCCACAACAACUGCCUUAGCUCCAUCGGCACGUACACUAGCAACUCUCAGCGGGCCACCUGUAGCAUCUGCGGCAGCACUGUUGGCACCGGCACGCUGUGUGGCCCAGGGCAGGCGUGCGAGCCGGAUGAGGACUACAGAAUUCCCCACCAGAUGCAGAACAUUGAGCACUCAUGGCCUUUUGUCCUCUCACACUCUCGCACUCUUUCCCUCUUGUACCCGCGCAUCCUUGCACUUUUGCGCUUUCUCUCUCUCACACUAUCUCACUCCUUCUUCCCUCUUUACCUCCCCUGGGCCCUGCCCCUCCUCCACAUCCUGACAGCCGAUGCAAUGAUGGCGUUGAAGGCUGCUCUAGGUGUGACCCGCACCACGUGGGCCUCCACCAACCUCUGCCGCCUCACCGGGAUAUCAUCGCCCCUCCAGAAUGAGUGGACUAGCGUCUUCUGCAAUCUCGCUAGCUCUGUGGAGUCCAUAGGCCUCUUCUGCAACUACCGCACGGGCACCAUGCCCAUCCCCUCCACCUCCCUGGUCUCUCUCGAUGUGGGCCUUAACUUCCUCUCGGGCUCCUUCCCCCAGCUCUCCCUCGCGGUCUGUGCGGCUGAGCAGAACUGCUUCCUCAACUCCUCCUACUGCCGCACCUACGGCGUGCAGCAGCGCCCCACCUCUGCCUGCGUCAUCUGCGGCACGACCAACAGGCAGGGGGUGCUGUGCGGUGGUGCACUCUGUUAUCCAUUCAGCCUGGGAGUUGUCAACGUCCCCUCACUGCCGCCGGUGGCCAUGACUUCCCUGCGCACCUCUCUCCUCUCCCUCGCCAUCCAAGACAACUUCCUUGCGGGAAGCUUUCUCGCAGCUUCGCUGACUCGGUGUGACGCGAGCAGCAACUGCCUGGCGAGUGCGAUGGCGUGCAGCGAGGAGAGUGCUGUGGCUCAGAGGGAUGCGGAGGGCUGUGCGAUCUGCGAGUCAGAGGAUGGGCAUGGCUUGCUGUGCUUCGGAGGGCUGUGCUUGCCAGAUGUGGAUGGCAGCACCGUACAUGCUGAUGACAUGGACCCUCCUCGCAUGACCUGCGCUGUGCAAGCGCUGCUGGCAGUGAAGAGCGCGCUGGGAGUGAACUUUACAACGUGGGGGGUUGGAAAGUCGUGCACCACGGCUUCUGCCGGGCCAGCCAUUGCAGGCACCCUCACUGCUGUGUCCUGUAACUCUUUUGGCAAAGUUUGCAUCUUUGAUCUGAGCGGCAAUCUCUUUCAGGGUUGCCUGGACGAGUUCACCACACACCUUCGCCUUCUCACCGCCCUCCAGUCCAUGUGCGUUGCUCUCUGCUCCUGUAUGCCUUCUUUUCUUUCACUGAAUUGCCCAAGCACACCUUCUUUAACCUCCCCUGACGUCAUUCCUUUCACUUCCCACUCCUCGCAUCUCCGUGCAGCAAACCCACAUCCACCUCUCAACCAUGCAAAUUCUCAAAAUCGCCCCCCCGUGCCACCCCCCACCAGCUUGCUGGGCUUCAACUACCUAACAGGCUCGCUGCUUGGCAGCAUAGCGGCGCCUCUCAAGGCUCUGGACGUGCAGUUCAACUUCCUUGCCGUCUCCUUCCCUGCCCUCGGCCUCGCAUUCUCCUCCGCCCGCAUCAACUGCUUUGCUUCCACCGCCAACUGCAAGCACCCCACAAGGCCCGCUGAGAUCCCGCGGGCAGCAGCCACAUGUGCCAUCUGCAACACUGUUGGUUUCAACUUCCUUGCCGGCUCCUUCCCCGCCCUCGGCCUCGCCUUCUCCUCCACCCGCAUCAACUGCUUUGCUUCCACCGCCAACUGCAAGCACCCCACAAGGCCCGCUGAGAUCCCGCGGGCAGCAGCCGCAUGUGCCAUCUGCAACACCACGAACGCUAAGGGCAAGCUCUGUAGCAACAUCAUUGGUGGUGGGAUCUGCAGCGUCACUCCUCCUUCCGCCCUCCUGCUCCCACCAGGCACACCCAACAGUGCCUUAUCGCCCGUGCUCCCUCUGGUCUGCACCGCUGCUGCAAGUGUGGCCAGGGAUGCGACUCAAGCAGCUGCGCUGAUGAAUGUGAAGGUGGCGCUGGGAGUGUCGUUUGCAGACUGGCGGGGCGAUGCCCUCUGCACCCUGAUGGGGUCGCCAGUUGCUCCAGGGAGCCAGCUGGAACAGGAUGAGGGCAGCUGGAGGCAAGUAGGAGGGGUUGGGAAGGAGGGCAAGAAACCGCCAGGCUGCAAGUCUGCUCGUAAGGGGUUCAAGCUCUACAGAGCAGAUUAG
Closterium sp. NIES-65 is the source of this 2439-nucleotide messenger RNA. NCBI's taxonomy places the organism in Eukaryota, Viridiplantae, Streptophyta, Zygnematophyceae, Desmidiales, Closteriaceae. The record is from the annotation of a GenBank genome assembly.